AUGGAAGUUGUUCGUGAACCUCAGGGGCUUAUCCUUUCUCAGAGAAAGUUCACUCUAGAUCUUCUCCGGGAGUUCAAUUCUCUACAUCUACGCCCUGUCUCUUCUCCUCUUGAUCCAUCUGUCAAGCUACAUGCUAAGUUUGGUGCUGCCAUACCAGAUCCCACUUUAUAUCGGCAUCUUUUGGGGAAACUCAAUUACCUAACACAUACGAGGCCUGAUCUUUCUUUCGCGGUCCAGCAUUUAAGCCAGUACAUGCAAGACCCGCGAAAACCUCAUCUUGAUGCAGCUUUUCGAUUUCUAUGUUAUCUGUUACGCGAUCCUGGUCUUGGAAUUUUUAUGAUAGCCUCUUCCUCUUUUGAGUUGUUGGCUUUUUGCGACUCGGAUUGGGGUUCCUGUCCAGAUUCUCGUCGCUCUGUGAGUGGCUACUUCAUAUCACUUGGCUCUUCUCCUAUUUCGUGGAAAUCAAAGAAGCAAGCCUCAAUCUCGCUAAGUUCUGCCGAGGCUGAGUAUCGCAGCAUGCGACGAGUUGUUGACGAGAUCACCUGGUUGGUACGUUUGUUUGAAGAUCUCUCCAUCCCCAUCUCACUUCCUGUUCAUCUUCACUCCGAUAGUCAAGCUGCAAUCCAUAUAGCUAAGAACCCCGUCUUUCAUGAAAGGACGAAGCACGUGGAGAUUGACUGCCAUUUUUGUGCGUCAACAGUAUCUUGCAGGUUUAAUUUCACUCUCUUUCGUCCGAUCUUCUUCUCAGUUGGCAGAUCUAUUUACCAAAUCCCUCACCGGCCCUAUUCAUCGCAAUCUAUUGUGCAAGUUGGGGGUCCUCUCGUCCCCCGCCAACUUAAGGGGGGUUGUUGGUGCACAACCCAGAACUACGCUAGUAGAGAAGAACACAAAGAAGAACAGAACUCUCUUAUUUAG
Messenger RNA from Nicotiana attenuata, 915 nucleotides. RefSeq lists its product as uncharacterized. The transcript has a single exon. The coding region runs from base 1 to 915 and encodes 304 amino acids. NCBI's taxonomy places the organism in Eukaryota, Viridiplantae, Streptophyta, Magnoliopsida, Solanales, Solanaceae. The record is from RefSeq and is a predicted model, not a curated record.